This is a messenger RNA of Aureobasidium namibiae CBS 147.97, 1719 nucleotides long. RefSeq lists its product as uncharacterized. Lineage: Eukaryota; Fungi; Ascomycota; Dothideomycetes; Dothideales; Saccotheciaceae. Bases 1 to 1719 code for a protein of 572 amino acids. The transcript is spliced from 4 exons. The record is from RefSeq and is a predicted model, not a curated record.
AUGAACGACCUCAUACCGAAGACCAAGGGGAGAAUUGGCAAGAUAUAUCACGAACCCUUGGUUGGAAGUGAUGCAGGUUUUGUCAAUGUACACUUCCAUGUCAUCCCGGUACCCGGCAGACUAUUUCAGAAGCGUAAAAGAUCUUUAGCGAUACAUGGAGUUCCUCCUAGUUGUAUCCAGAAGCAACCUUUCUUGCGGGAGAAGAUGGGAGCUUUACGACAGAAACCCGAAUAUGACGUGGGAUCACGGGGGACUCCACAACAUUCAUUGAGCCGGCACGAAUCAUUUACAGCUGUAACUUCAGAGCGAUCAGACACAUCUGAUGUCCUACUGGCUGAAUUCCUCGCAACAACUGAUGGCCCUAUCAGUGCCAUAGCCGGAUCUUUCAGGAACGCAAUAUCGAUUGGGAACCUCCGGCAUAUCUCACGCAACAGCAAGGGAGAUCUUCGUCUUGAUAUCCCGCGCUUGUAUCCUGCUGAGGAAUGCUGGCUGGCUAGACCAAACGAUCGAAUACUUAUUGGAGUAGCGAUUGCGAAUGUGGCUAAAGGGGAGAUGAGACGGCGGGGAGAAUCGUGUCUUGUGUCUGGCAACGCAGCCUACGAGCUGAUCUCCGAUAUCUUCCGAUGUCUUUCUGAGCCUGACCCUUCAAACACACCAUACGCGUUCAACAUUCCUUUCGCAGAAGCUGAUAUGUAUGUCAUGCGUGUCCCAGAAGAACUGAAGAUGAGCCUAGGUAAUACAAUGGGACCAUGUGUCAGAUUAUGGGCUUGCUACCCCCCCACUCCGUAUAACCUCGACUUGAUAUACCGUUCCAAGGACAGCGAGCAUAAGUUCAUCGCACUGUCGAACUCCCUCGAGCGCGGAUACUACAUGGUUGCGAACCACAAGGAGAUGGUGUACCUACCAUCCGGAUGGCUGCAUGCCGUUUACACCUUGUCUGGCGGGGUACUUGUCGGCAUCAAUUGGCGCGCAGCAGUUGCCGGUACACUUGUAGUAUCAACAAGCAUGUCUGCUCCCAUCGAUCCUGGCCGCGCAGGCCUCCUCGCAAAGGCUGCCGCAGAGCGCCGCCUCCCUCAACAACAGAACAACCAAGAUACAGGUAAGGCUCCUCGCAUGAGCGCUGACAAGUCCAUCACCGAUCAGUCUGCCCUGACAUACAACACCGCCUCUUCGCAAUUGAACACGCAGUCGCGGACUGUCGCCACGGACUCACAGAACCGCCCGGCCCGUACCGUCCCUGAGCGCGACGAAGACGACCACCGCCCUCGCUUUAAUGGCUCCGCCGAUGCCCGUCCCCGUCUCCCUAGCACCUACGAGACCACCGAACUCGAAAACACAACCCACUCAAAUGAAGACAACGACUUUGAGCUUGACCAAACCCUCCUCGACAUCACCGCAGGCCACCAGCUGAACCUGAACGAGAUCAUUAUGGACAUCAUGCAGUCCAAGACCGACAACACCCUCAACGCCGACCACCUUGACCUGACGGCCUUCGACGCUGGCGACUUUGCCCAGAAGGUCCAGGCUGAACCUGCCAUGUGGCACGCCGCCAUUGUCGCACUGCAAGAACGCCGCAAGAAGGACCUGGAGGCCCUAGACGACCUUACGGUCCUGGAAGAGCAAGUUGUGGAACUUGAGACUGCCCUGACUGAGAGUCGCGCUGCUGCUGAUCACAACCGCACCGCCGCCGAACGCCGUGCUGCCCGACUCACCACUUAG